Molecule: messenger RNA, 342 nt
Organism: Pseudovirgaria hyperparasitica
Lineage: Eukaryota; Fungi; Ascomycota; Dothideomycetes; Acrospermales; Acrospermaceae
Product: glucocorticoid receptor-like (DNA-binding domain)
Exons: 3
Coding region: 1-342 (113 amino acids)
Biological process (GO): translation
Cellular component (GO): mitochondrial small ribosomal subunit; ribosome
Molecular function (GO): structural constituent of ribosome
Source: RefSeq, a predicted model, not a curated record
AUGGCGCAAUUCAGGUCAAAGACAUUGGACAUCAGCUGUUUCAUUAACGCGAGAAAUAUUCGCGACCAUACCAAACGGAAAGUCUUUGCAGAAUACGAAUCGGAGAGGCAAGCCCUCCGAUACAUCACACGAAAUACCACCCUUCCUCAAAGAAUGCGAGCCCAGGCACAUCUCCAACUCUCACAAAUGCACUGCUACACAAGGUUCACACAGAUCAAGAAUCGUUGCAUCAUGGGCGGAAGAGGUCGUGGUGUAUUCAGUGACUUUAAGAUGGCAAGGUAUCAAUUCAGGGUUCAAGCUCUAGCUGGAAAUGUUCCAGGCGUAAAGAAAGCCAGUUGGUAG